AUUUUAUUUUACUUUUUAAAAUGAUAAAAUAUUAUUAAUUUUCAGUCUUACAUCUUUAGCGUAUCUUCACUGAUUUCUUGGAAACAAAUAGUAACAUUACAAACCUAACGACGCUCACGGUAACUGCCAUGACAAGGAAAGAAAAAUGCAGAUUGUACAAUUCUGCCAGAAAUCACAGCUGCAAACUGCACGGCAGGUACGUUACAGAGAGUGGGUGCGCCGUACGAGGGUUGCCAUCGAGGACGGAAACCCCCGUUUGCGUGAAGCAGGAAACACUUGGAAGCGUUUGAACGAUUUGUUAACCUCUGGGGGAUGGAAGAUUAUAUAAAAUGAAAAUCGGAGUUGGUACAUUUAGCUGUUCCUGCAGCCGUGAACGUUUGCGUUUGGGGCACGGGUUGAAUCCGCGCUGGAAAUACCCCCUGCAGCAUUUCCACGCUACCUGCCUCAUGGCAACCCCUCUUAAAGGCACAAGCACAAAAUGCGCCAAACGAGAAGCGCCUGGCAACACUACGGCACUGUCUAUCAUUUUAGGACUAACAUAUAGAUAUUCUUCUCUUGGUGACAGGCUAUUUCUUCCUCCACUGCAACAGGAUUGCACAAGUCUCCGGGAUGGGUGAUUGGCAUCGGAGGAGGCACGCAUCUUCAAAUAGCAAAUUCCAAAGCGCAGAUUUGAAUGAGUGGCUGGAUGAAUGCAUGAAUGCAUGAAUGAAAGAAGACAGAGCUGGAUACCCUCUGGCUGUAUGAUGCAUUUUACCUCCCUAUUAUAGGUCCCCUUUUAAGCACCAACAGGAAAACAGCCAUUACCCUUCAGUGCUUCAUCUGGAUGAAAAUAUGGACACCUUCAGAGGACGCAUUUUGAUUCAACAUGCCCAGGAACUAUGAGCAGCCUGGCCAGUCAGUAGGGAUGUUGGCCGCCGUGGAACAUGGUCCCAUCCUGUGCAGCGACUCCAACAUCCUCUGCCUCUCGUGGAAGGGCCGGGUCCCCAAGAGCGAGAAGGACAAGCCGGUGUGCCGGAGACGCUACUACGAGGAGGGCUGGCUCGCCACGGGGAACGGGAGAGGAGUCGUCGGGGUGACGUUCACUUCGAGUCACUGCAGGAGGGACAGAAGUACACCGCAGAGAAUCAAUUUUAACUUGCGAGGACACAACAGUGAGGUUGUCUUGGUGCGCUGGAAUGAGCCCUUCCAGAAACUGGCUACCUGUGAUAUGGAAGGAGGCAUCUUUGUAUGGAUCCAGUAUGAGGGAAGGUGGUCUGUGGAGUUAGUGAAUGACAGAGGAGCCCAGGUGAGUGAUUUUACUUGGUCACACGACGGCACCCAAGCACUCAUCGCUUACAGGGAUGGCUUUGUGUUAGUUGGCUCGGUCAGCGGGCAGAGACACUGGUCCUCAGAGAUCAACCUGGAGAGUCAGAUCACCUGUGGCAUCUGGACGCCUGAUGAUCAGCAGGUGUUGUUUGGAACAGCAGAUGGGCAGGUAAUAGUGAUGGACUGUCAUGGACGGAUGCUCGCUCACGUGCUGCUGCACGAGUCUGACGGCAUCGUCAGCAUGUCGUGGAACUGCCCCGACUUCCUGGUCGAGGACAGCACAGAGAGCGACACGGACUCCGAUGACAAUAUCCUGCCUUUAGUCCGAAGAGUCAAGCCUUUGUUGACAGUCACCUUCUUAUCAGGAGAUAUCAGUUUGAUGAACAACUAUGAUGAUCUUUCUCCGGCUAUUAUUCGUUCAGGACUGAAAGAUGUGGAAGCCCAGUGGUGCUCUCAGGGAGACCUCUUGGCUGUGGCUGGCAUGGAGAAACACGGGCUCCCAGCUGACACAGCCUGUGCAUCCAUCAUGAGGAAUGCUCUUGUUAAGUUCUACAAUGUACAAGGAGAGCACAUAUACACUCUGGAAACACCUGCACAGAGGCCCAUCACCACCAUCUGCUGGGGUCACAGAGACUCUCGCCUGUUCCUUGCAUGUGGAGCAGCUCUCUAUGUGGUGCGUGUGGAGCACAGAGUGGCCAGCCUCCAGCUCUUGUGCCAGCAGGGUAUUGCGAGCGCCCUGCGCGAAGAGAAGGACGUUGGGAAACUGAACAUGCCCUCGCUACUCUGCUCUUACGUUACCUCUGCUUUCAUACCGACCAUCAAGCCUCCAAUUCCUGACCCCAACAACAUCCGCGACUUUGUCAGCUACCCCACGUCCGGGAACGAGCGGCUGCACUGCACCAUGAAGCGAGCAGAGGAUAGUCCUGAGGCAGGCGGCCCCUGCUACACGCUGUACCUGGAGUAUCUUGGGGGGCUGGUGCCUAUUCUCAAGGGAAGGCGCAUCAGUAAGCUCAGGCCUGAGUUUGUCAUUAUGGAUCCAAAAACUGAAGGCAAGCCUGAGGACGUGUGUGUGAAUCCCAUGAUCUCCUACGCAGACAGCUGUAACUGCUCCGACUCCAGUGACAUUGACUUGAGUGACGAGUGGGUGGGGAAGAAGUCGCCAAAGUUAUCCCGCGGAAACAGGUUAAAUAUGGAUUCAAGAAAAUCCCCCAAACUUUCACGCGCCAAUCAAGAAGGGCAGCGGUCGCCACGGCUACCAACUAGAAAGCCUCUGGUUCGGUCACCCAGUCUGACACGCCGUGAGUUUACAAUGGAUGGAAACACAGAGCACAAUUACCUUGCACAAGUCACAUCUAACAUUUGGGGAACAAAGUUCAAAAUUGUAGGACUCGCCUCUUUCCUCCCAGCCAAUCUUGGUGCAGUGAUUUAUAAGACUAGUUUGCUUCAUCUGCAACCGAGGCAAAUGACCAUCUACCUUCCUGAAGUGCGAAAGAUUUCUCAUGACUUCAUGAGCCUGCCUGUGUUCAACCCCAAUGUGUUCAGUGAGGACGAAGAUGACCUACCAGUGAUGGGGCCAUCUGGAGUAGCCGGAGACAACCCACCUUGUACCGUCAAUAUUCCCAUUGCUCCCAUCCACAGCCCAGCUCAAGCCAUGUCUCCAACUCAAAGUAUUGGACUUGUUCAAUCCCUCCUGGCCAAUCAGAAUAUUCAGCUUGACGUACUAACCAAUCCGACAGCCACAGCCGCAGCAGCGGCUGCAGCGGCGGCUGCCUCAGUCUCGGUCCCCGUCCCUGAUCAUGGCCAAGAUGCUGUUGCGUCACCAUACCCUGUUCCAACUAGAUACUCAAAUCAUAGUCAGGGGAUUUUCAGUGGGUUAGACAUGGGUGCUCUUCUCCCUGGUACUCUGCCUCCCCCACCACCUCCUCACCAUCUACCGCCACAGCCUCACUCGCAGCGGGCUCACUCACAGCAGCCUCGCCAGCAGCCAUUGAAACAGUCCCAUACGGUGCAAACGCAGCAGCUGCAGCAGCAGCAGCAACAACAGAAGAUGCAUCAUCAACUGCAACAGCAGCAACUACAGCACCAUCCGUCCCAGUCACAACAGCAGCAACACCACCAUCAGUCCCAGACACAACAACAGCAGCAACACCACCAUCAGUCCCAGACACAACAACAGCAGCAACACCACCAUCAGUCCCAGACACAACAACAGCAGCAACACCACCAUCAGUCCCAGACACAACAGCAGCAGCAGCAACAACAACAGCCACAACAUCAACAGCUGCAGCAGCUGCAUCACCCACAGAAUCUACAUCAACAGACCCAACAUCAUCAACACCAGGCUCAACAGCACCCGCCAAUGCAACAGACCCAACAGCAGGCGGCAUCUCAGCAGUUCCAACAACAGCAGCAAAUCCAACAGCAGCAGCACCAGAUGCAGCUGCAGCACGAGCAGAUGCAGCAGCAGCAGCAGCAGAUGCAACAGCAGCAGCAGCAGAUCCGGCAGCAGAUCCAGGAGAUGAGGCAGCAGCAGCAGCAGUUGCAGCAGCAACAUCAGCAGAUCCAGCAGCAACAUCAGCAGAUGCAGAGGCAGCACCAACAAAUGCAGCAGCAGCUAAAAAUGCAGAUGUCACUGCCGCCGCCUCCCACUGGCUAUCCAACCAUUUCCCUACAACAGAUCCAUCUUCUUCCUUCAAUCCCUCCUCCCACCACUGUGCCUGAGCUGGACAGGGGGGACCACACACACACGCUGAAGCCAACUCUUCCACGGACGUUACCUCCUUCCUUCAGCGACACAGAUGGAGCUGUGGAGAUUCAGAUGAGGAAGGUAAACCCCCCACCUCCGUACCCAGGGACCGUGGUGUCUGCGGCAGCGGCUACAGCAGCUGCUGCUCCUCAAACGUUCAUAACAAACUGUGACAGCCCAAGUGUCCUGGCUCCCGAUCCCUGCCUCAAGAAAGACGAAUUUUUGCUUCACCCAGUCACUUUGCAAUACCCAACACCUCUGGGGUAUGAACGGAUCACCACUUUUGACAGCAGUGGCAAUGUAGAGGAGGUGUGUCGCCCACGGAGACGCCUCAUUCGCAAUCAGAAUGCAUACUCUGUUCAUGGCAUUGGAGGUUCGGCAACUCUUAAAGUCACUUCCACUGAAAAUAAAAAAAUUCAAUUACCAUACAGCUCAGCCACAUUGAGUCGUCUGUCUGUCCCUCGGUAUUCUAUACCAAGUGGAGACCCUCCUCCAUACCCAGAUCCAGCCAAUCAGGUAACUGCUACUCUUCCUCCGCCUCCUCAGAAAAUCGACAGCAGUCUGAUUCAUGCAACUCUACGUCGUGAGCACAGAGAUGUGGGACUCAAAGUGCCACAGAUGAUGGACAGCUCGAGAACUUUGCCCACCAAGGCGAAAAUGAACAGCGCGUUGUCGCUUUCCUACCAGCAGAGGGUGCCCACUGCGUUGUACACGUGCACACAGUGCAGCAGUAACAGCAGUAGCACCAGUGUCAGUGUAACCGGAGGGGGGACUACAAGUAGUGGCAUCGCAGGCGGCACGGUGGUAAGGCAAGACUUCCCACCAGGCAAAGGGGCUCAUCACAGCACCAUCAUAGUGCACUCCAAAAGUGCCUCGCCGCUGGCGUCUCAGUCGUCUUACAGCCUACUGGGAGCGGUAGAUAACAGCCGGGACAGAACAGUGUAUGUAAACUCUGCGUUUACUGAAGACGAGACGCUAAAUCAGCAGUGUCACCUUGAGAAAUCUGUUCGCCAGUUGAAUCUGGGCGAUGGCAGUAUGACAGUCAAACGCCCUCCGCCUUAUCAGUGGGACACCUCCACUGCAGAGGACUUCUGGCUUACUCCAGAGCAGACGAUGUUAGCCCCGCCACCAGGAAAUCCUAAACCACCCCCUCUCAUUAUCAGUCAGGCUCAGCACUUGGAUGUUUCUCGGCUUCCUUUUGUCCUCACAACGAAGCCUCCAACCAGUCUGAACACAAGCACUCUUACUUUCCCAUCAGGAUACCAGAUAUCCCUCUCACCUUUCCCCCCAGGUGUGGGUCACAGUGGACCUCCACUCCAGACCCUACAGAACCCUCCACCACAGUGUCCCCCAAAUGAAGUAGUCACCUCGGUAUCCUUUGCCCAACAGGAUCCUAGUUUGGUCUUACCACCAGGGUACCCUCCAAACUUGGCUAACUUGGCUUGCUGUCCUCUCCCUCCAUUGUAUCCUGGAGCUAGCUCAUGUGCUGGACUUCAGCUUCACCCUGUCAGUUUACAUCCUUGGAAUCCUUACCCCUGUCCACCACCAAUGCAAGAUCCUCCAGCUCCUCCCCUGCCGACCAAAACUCAUCAGAUUUUAGAAAAGCCUCUACUCUCCCCACCUCCUCCCACUGCUCCACCUCCACCACCUCCACUACCACCUCCUCCCCCGCCCACUGAGUUGAUUCCAUCCAAAAGUGCCACAGAAGACCAAGCAGAUUCUGCUAGCAAUUUUCCCGAGCCGUCAUCCCUUAAUGAAAGCCCCGUUCCUCAGGAGUCGGAACGCUACAGCAAGAAGAGCCGCAAAAGGCUCGACAGCAGGGCAGAGGAGGGCAACAUGCCCACAGUCUCUGAGAGCAGAUCCAGAAAGGAAGGGCGGGCGCUCUCUGACUUCAACACCCUCAUAUCCAGCCCAAGGCUCGGCAGUAGAGAGAAGAAGAAGCCCAAGGGGCAGAGAGAGCAACUCAGUAAGACUAAGAAAAUGAGCAGGACAACGAACGAGUUCCAGGACAGCUCAGAAAGUGAACCAGAGCUGUUUAUUAGUGGCGACGAGCUCAUGAACCAGAAUCAGAGUAGCAAAAAGAGCUGGAAGAACAAGAGGAGCCUGCGUAUGGCAAGUGAGCUGGAAGAGAUUAAGUGCCGCAAGGCCAACGAAAGAGAGGACCGCAGUUUAGGUAUCCAAGGGUUUGUCUAUGUCAUGGCCAAUAAGCAGCCGCUCUGGAACGAGGCUACGCAGGUCUAUCAGCUUGACUUUGGCGGUCGGGUCACUCAGGAGUCAGCAAAAAAUUUUCAGAUAGAGCUGGAUGGCAGGCAGGUGAUGCAGUUUGGGCGAAUAGACGGGAACGCUUACAUCCUGGAUUUCCAGUACCCUUUCUCAGCCGUGCAGGCGUUUGCUGUCGCCUUGGCCAAUGUGACUCAAAGACUGAAAUGAAGAGUGGUUUUGCCGGUGUUGUUGUUCUGUACUGGUAUUAGACUCUGAUACUCGGGACUGAGACACACUUAUUAGUUUUUUUUCCCUGAUUUUUUUUAUUUUUUAUUUUUUUUAUUUGGCUGUUCACAUACUUGUGAUUCACAGUUAGUAUCAAAAGCAAAGUCAGCUUGUCAAGUACUGAUGGAAGCAGUUUAUCAAGAACUUUGACUUAAUGCUGUUGUUCAGAAAUAUAAUUUAGAAUAAAUAUUAUAAAUAAAUAUGUCUUUACAUAAUUGAUAUUAAUUUUGAAUUAAACAAAUGCAAUUUCUGAGGAUAGAUAGAAUUUAGAAUACAUUGCCUCUAAGCCAUACCAUAGGAUAUCUAAAACAAAUAUUGCACUUUUUAAAAUUUAUUUAAAAGGAAUCCAGUAAAGAAGACUGGUUUUACUAUUCGUUGUUUUUAGGAUUUUGCUCACUUUGCUGUUUCAAAUCUCAUUCCAGGCCAGGAUUAGGCGAGAUUUGUUUAAUUUUUUCUGCAAUAUUCUUUCAAUGAGUGAGUCAUUGCAUCUGAAAGACUUGAGCAAAGUUUGGCAUUGUAUUUAUGUUACUUCUAUGAAGUGAUGCAAUGAGCGUUAAAAUCCAUCUUUUGGCAAAAAUAUUACAAUUUGAUUCAGUGAGGCAGUAAUAUUUCAUCGAGGCUUGCAUUUUACAUUUGUACAUUUAGUUAUAUUUCGUGUAAUUCUAUAUCCCAAACACUGUUUUUGUUUACAGAAAUCCUCCCGUUGCUGGUUGAUUAAGUAUUUGAGUGCCAUAUGUAAGCUAAAGUGAAAUCUUACUCUUUUUUUUCUUUUCUUUUUUUUGCUGGGUGUUUAUGAUGCUACUUGAAUCCUGCAUUUGAAUGUGAAGUGCUGUAGUUUCACUAUUUGGAAAUCAGUGCUGCUUUGAAUAGAUAGAGCUUUUGUGCAAUAAUCCUACCUACACAGAACUGAUGUUGUAAUUGCAAAGGAAAACAUAAAGCCGCUUGCCACACUGUGGAUUUAGCAAGUGACCUGCGUUUAGAUAAGAAGUGCUUAUACGUUGCUAACAUUUUUUUUUUCUUUUGUUUUUACUUACCAAAUAUUUUGUGAUGUUACAUCUGUAGACAAAAAAAAAAGAAAAUAAUUUUGCUAAAGUGUAUUUAUAAGUUGUUGCAGUGAGCUGUAGGAGUGAGAUUCAUGUAAAUUUGGUGCUAAUGUAUAAAAAAGCUAAAUUAUUAUUGAAUGUUUGUUUCAAAUUACUUUAAGGGGAAAGCCUUGGCGAGCAACAAGAAGUGCAAUGAUUUCAUUUUACAAUGCUUUUUCCCCUCUGUGCAACUUUAAAGACAGUGUUCGCCAGUCAUCAGCAGUACUGCCUAAUGAAGAGUUUGCAGCCAGAUUCUAUUUCUGUUAUUCUGUGACGAAAAGAAAAGAAAUGUAGGUUUGUGAAGACCUAUGGGCUAGCCAAAAUGUAAUAAAAUCUAUUUAUCUGCAAUGUUAUUGCUGCAGUUU
Gambusia affinis (western mosquitofish) is the source of this 7985-nucleotide messenger RNA. It is a transcript of the gene tulp4b, whose product is annotated as TUB like protein 4b. The transcript is spliced from 16 exons. The coding region runs from base 866 to 6481 and encodes 1871 amino acids. Gene Ontology annotation, molecular function: protein binding. NCBI's taxonomy places the organism in Eukaryota, Metazoa, Chordata, Actinopteri, Cyprinodontiformes, Poeciliidae. The record is from RefSeq and is a predicted model, not a curated record.